Messenger RNA from Panicum virgatum (switchgrass), 1520 nucleotides. RefSeq names its product L10-interacting MYB domain-containing protein-like. The transcript is spliced from 6 exons. NCBI's taxonomy places the organism in Eukaryota, Viridiplantae, Streptophyta, Magnoliopsida, Poales, Poaceae. The record is from RefSeq and is a predicted model, not a curated record. The coding region runs from base 1 to 1308 and encodes 435 amino acids.
AUGCUGCCAAUCACCGUGCACCUGCAGCCUCCGCCCGAGCCUGCCCCGCGCGCCUGCCUCCCGCGUCUCACCCGCACCUGGCCGCCGCAGCACCGCAGGACAGCCUCCCGCGCGCCGCCGCCUGGGGCCGACGGGAAUGGCAGAACCGGAAUCGCGCUGGGUCCAUCUCCUCUCCCAUUCUCCGCCGCCGCCUUUCCCGUCGUGGCCGUGCGAGGCGCCGGCGUCCCUCCAGCCUCCUCCUGGCGGCUGGCGCUCCACCCGCUCAUCGCCUGCGCCGUCACCGGCCUCGUCGCGCAGGCGCUCGCGACCGGCCUCGUCGUCACGGCCGGCGCGCUCCCCCUGGACGCCGCCGCUGCGUGUGUCCCCGACGACGCCGGGUGCGCGGCGGUCGCUGGGCUCGGAAUCCAGAUCUGCUUGUCCUCACUGAGUUUUGCAGGAGAUAAGAACAUUCAAAUUGUCAUACUGGAGUUGAAGACACAAGAAGCAUUGUGGUCCCCGCCUGCCCCUCGACAUUACAACCUGCGUGCAAAACGAGCGAAGCUCACAGUCCAGAUGGACCAAGACCGUUGUAAUUGGGACGGGCCAACUACCAGAUUGUUCCUUGACCUCUGUAUUGCUGAGAAGGAGAAAUUCAACUUCACAAGUCAGGGGUUAACAAAGGGCAGGUGGCGUAACGUGCAAUGCAGUUUCAAACAAGUUGUAGGCGCUCGAUUUUCUAACAAGCAGAUGAGCAACAAAUUGCAGUCUUUGAAGAAAAGAUACCAGGCCUGGAAUGAUCUGCAGAAUAGCAGUGGCCUAGGGCGUAACAAGGCUACGGGAGGUGCUGAGGCUGAUGCCAGGUGGUGGGAUGAGCAACAGACUAGGCAGGAUGCCAGAGAGGUGGAGGAUACCGCAGAGGCUGCUGAACCACGUGGUGCACCACCUCCUUACGCUGACCAACUGUAUAUUCUGUUCGGAUCCCACCAAGACAGGGGCUCUUUCAUGUUUGCAGGCGGUAUAAGUGAGUCAACCACACCUGCAAGACAUGAUUCCGCUGGCCCCUCCUCCAAAAGAGCGGCUGAGGACAACGAGGUCAACAGCCUACCAAAGAAAAAGAGUUUCAGUGCGGAGGACUUCAUGAGGCAGAUAUCUGAAAGCAUUGUUCAUACCUGCGAGCAGGCGGAGGUUUUCGAAGUCAUGGAGAUGCUGAGACAGGACGGUGUUCCAGAGGGGUCUGAGCUGUACUUCAAAGCAUUAGAUCUGUUCAAGAACUCGGUUUGCCGUGCGCAGUACAAGAACAUGCAUGACCCAGCAAACCGCGUAGCGUAGCGUGGAUCGAAUGGACCUGGACUUAUGGGAAGCAAAAGUAGAAUGGGUCAUAUUUCACGAAGCAGUUAGCUUAUGGAGUGUAGUAGUUUAGUUGUCAUGUCGUGGCUUCCAAACAAUGUUUGUAAUAAUAUCUUUCAGUUAUCGAACUUAAGUUUGUAUGCGUACUUCAAAUGCCUAUGUUCAUAAUUUCAUUGUGCGUGUAGUCAUCGUAA